Messenger RNA from Equus caballus (horse), 2650 nucleotides. It is a transcript of the gene PXT1, whose product is annotated as peroxisomal testis enriched protein 1. Gene Ontology annotation, cellular component: peroxisome; nucleus. The record is from RefSeq and is a predicted model, not a curated record. Gene Ontology annotation, biological process: positive regulation of apoptotic process. NCBI's taxonomy places the organism in Eukaryota, Metazoa, Chordata, Mammalia, Perissodactyla, Equidae.
GAAAAUCUGCUAGGAGAUGAGGAUGUGGGUGGUGCAGCAGAUCUAAAGACCAAGCAACAUAGAAAGAUGUUUAUCUAAGUUGCAAAAGACCUUAGAGAUCACCCUGUUCCAUCUUCCACCCAAAUCCAUAACCCUUUUAUGGAUGGAAUAAAGGCUGCUUGUAUUGUUCGAACAUCGAUAUUCAUCUAACAUACCAAAUAUAUACUGAGAAUUGAGGAAAGUCCUCUGAAAAUAAAUUUUUCAACAGGGAAAAAACAUGAAGAAGAAAAAACAUGAUGCCACUGUUUGUGAACCUGAAGAACUCCUGAAUCCCUCUCCGAAAGUAACAAAUUGUUGCAAAUCACCGUGGGUGAAGUACAGUUUUCAGAAGGCAUACAUGACCCGACUUGUCAGCUCCCAGCAAGUUUCAGCCAUGUCAAGGAACCCAGAUCACAAUCCACCUUCUCAGCCCAAGGAGAAUAGCAUUAGCCAGAACCAUCACCAGGAGGAAGUAAUCCACAAGAUGGCCAUGCAGCUGAGAAACGUUGGAGACAGCAUUGAUCAUAGGAUGGUUCAAGAGGAUCUUCAGCAGGACGGCAGAGACGCACUGGCUCAUUUUGUCUUAGUUUUCUUUGGAGGAGUUCACACGUUGCUGCGCUUUCUCUGGAAUAACCAUUUGAUGUAGAAGGAACGUAAAUGUCAAGUUCUUCUUUCCUUCUACUGUCUGAGAAAAUGUGAAUCCCCCCAGGACAGAUGGGAAGAAGACCCUUCUCCCUCCCCCUCUCAUUUUUACCCAUCACUGUUGGUUUAUUCCUGAUUUGUUGGAGAACUGUGGACUCACUGGCAAUUUGUCCGUUCAGAACUACCAACUCUGAGAUGUCUGUGACUGCCUCACGGUAGAGCCCAGGGAAUACUUAGGAACCCAGGAGGCCUUGCCAUGUAGGAAACACCAGCACUGUGGGUGGUCCCAGUGCUCCUUGUAAGGAAACUUUGCACAUCUCCUUCCAUGAGAGAAAUUGAACCUCAUCCUCAAACAGGAGGUCACAGAAAUGGGCGCUUGCUCCUGGGCCCCUCCCUGAGGACCAGGCUCUCCAGUGACCUGUUGGCCCCGUCUUGUUGCCCAGGUCCAGAUCUGCAGUGCCUGGUCUUCCCCUUCACCUUUCUGGCUACCUCGAAGUCCCUUUCGCCCCUUUUAGAAGUAUUACAAGUAUUAAGAAAGUUUAUUGUUAUAAAUUAUAAGUUUUAUAUAUGCGUUUUGAGUUCUUUGUAGGAAAAGUGUUAUUUAAAAAAUGAAAUAAAUUUUGUUAUUUUAUUGAGCAUGAAACACCUGUGCAUAUUUCUUCUGCGAGGGAGGGAUUUCAUUUAUUCCUGCUCAUAUGGGUUCAUAAUUCUGUAGACUUUGAUCAUAUGUAACAUCAUCUUUGUCCUUCCAAAUGGAAAUGUCUAUUUUUUCAGUCUGUCUCAGGCAAUGCCUUUGUUUCCAUCAUCACCUAGGUUUUGGGUUGCUGGCAUGGAACAGGUCCUAAAACUUCCUUCUUAUUUGUUUAUUUUAUUUUUUUGAAUAGGUAUUUAUUCACAUAGUUCAAAAAUCAAAACACUAUAAAAAGGUUUAUAAUGAAAACCCUUGCUCUUAUUUUCUAUCCUGAAUUCUAAUUAUGUUUAUUAGUUUGUUAUAUAUCCUUCCAGAGUUUGUACAAAUACCAGUUAAAAAAAUAUAUAUAUAUAUUUACACACAAAAGGUAGCAUGUAAUACACACUGUUCUGUUCCUUGAUUUUUUUUGCUUGGCAUGGUGGUCAGGCACUGUUCUAGGUAUCUUAGUAAAUGUUAAUUCAUUUACUCUUCAUAACUACCUUAUGACUCAGGUAUUAUUAUUAGCUCUGUUUUAUUGUUAAGGAAACUGAGGUAAUAGUAGAGAGAGGCAGCGUAGAGCUUAACUAACUUGCUCAAGGGCACACAGCCAGUAAGUGGCAUAGCUGAGAUUCCAAGCCAGACAGGGUCCGCAGAGUCCCAGUCCCUCAGUGCUGUGCUGGACUGCCCCUUGGAGAGCUUGCCAUGGUCCACAGAGAGCUCUGUCAGACGCGGCACCGUAUUCUGCUAAAUGGAUGUACCAUACUUUAUUUCAUCAGCCCCUUUUGUAAUGGAUGCCUGGGUUGUUUCCAAUCAUUUGGCAUUAUGAGCCGUGCUGAAACAAAUAGCCAUGGGCAUUUUGAAUACGUGCAGGUAUAUCUGUUGAAUACAUUUCCAAUAGUGGGAUUGCUGGGGGAAGGGUGAAUGUCAUCUGCGACUUUGCUACAUCCUGAUGUACUGCCCACCAUGAGUUGGACCACUUUACACAUCCAGUGAAGGGCCCGUUACUCGCAGCCUCUCCAGCAGAUUAUGUUAUUAAACUUAUGAAUUUUUGCCAAAUUAAUGGGUAAAAAAUAUCUCAGAAUAAUUAAUUUGCACAUCUUUUAUAAUGAGUCAGUCUGAGCAUCCUUUUCUAUGUUCAAGGACCAUUCGUCAUUGUGUUUUAUGUGGACUGUCUAUACAUAUCCUUUGUCCAUUUUUCUCUUGGGUUUCUGGCCUUGUUCUUACUGGUUUCUAGGAGCUCAUGGUAUAUCACUGCUAAAUCUUCUUUUUUCUUUCUUGGCAUGGCUUUUUCUGUCUCCUGCCUCUAAUUUUUUUUUUUUU